UAAGUGGAUAUAUUAAAUAUCUCUUCCAAUUCUUCAGUUUAGUGUUUAGUUGACUAUUAAGUAUUUCCGUAUUAAAAAUGUUCAAAGCGUUGUUGUUUUCAAUUGCUUGCCUGGCUUUUCUUGCCACAACAAACGGUCAUAGUUAUCAUUUAGGAUCAUGUCCAUAUGUGGAACCUCAAAGAAGUUUUAAUAUGCAAAAGAUGAUGGGGAUUUGGUAUGCAAUUGAGAAAACAGGUACCGCUAGCUCCUGCGUGGUAUAUAACUUUUCCAAGACAGAUGAACCUUAUGAGUAUGAUUUGGUCCAAACAAGUCAACAUUUCAUAUUGAAAUAUACUCCUAUAGAACAUGUCUACAAAUACACUGGACGUCUCACCGUUCCAGAUCCUGUUACUCCAGCAAAGAUGUCUGUCAAGUUUCCAUUGAAUGUGGCUGGAUCAUCAAAUUUCACAAUAAUCUCCACCGAUUACGAUUCGUAUGCCCUCAUAUUUACCUGUCAGAAAUUGGCCUUUGCUAACAGACAGUCUGCCACCAUUUUGUCAAGGGAUAAGGUUUUGGACAAGGACCUUCUUAUAAAGCUCCGAGAUAUACUAUCAGAGAAUGAAAUUGACCCUCAUGACCUUUCAAUCAUAAGCCAAGCAAAUUGCCCCAAACUCAACAAUGAGUCACAUGUCAUUGACAUUGAUGAUGAAACUCUUUCUGCCAAGACAGCAGGAAACGUUAUAAGAGGAACUGGAAACGCAAUUGCUAGUGGUGCCGAAUUUGCUGUCGAGGGUGUUGGAACUAUCAUUAAUAAAGUGAGAUCUGACAAAAAACCAGAAAAAUGAGAUAAAAAAAAAAUAAAUGUCGAAUUGUGAUAUGUAUUAAGAAAUAAAUAAGGUUUAAUUUUA
Messenger RNA from Harmonia axyridis, 887 nucleotides. Its product is annotated as apolipoprotein D-like. The transcript is spliced from 4 exons. Gene Ontology annotation, molecular function: lipid binding. NCBI's taxonomy places the organism in Eukaryota, Metazoa, Arthropoda, Insecta, Coleoptera, Coccinellidae. Gene Ontology annotation, biological process: lipid transport; brain development; tissue regeneration. The coding region runs from base 78 to 824 and encodes 248 amino acids. The record is from RefSeq and is a predicted model, not a curated record.